Molecule: messenger RNA, 2507 nt
Organism: Protobothrops mucrosquamatus (brown spotted pit viper)
Lineage: Eukaryota; Metazoa; Chordata; Lepidosauria; Squamata; Viperidae
Gene: HMCES
Product: 5-hydroxymethylcytosine binding, ES cell specific
Exons: 7
Coding region: 175-1191 (338 amino acids)
Biological process (GO): DNA damage response
Molecular function (GO): single-stranded DNA binding
Source: RefSeq, a predicted model, not a curated record
AACUUCCGAGGCGGCGUUUUGAAAAACAAGCGGAGCCACAAACAGGAACCCCCAGGCCCGAUCGACCUGCCAGAAGCCGAGGGAGAGGAGCGCUGGAAGGCGGGAAAACCCGAGGGGAGGAGGCGCCUGUGUCCUCAUCAAAAGAGGCCACUGUUUUGGGUGCACUCUGGAAGAAUGUGUGGACGGACAGCUGUUAGUCUGGGAGCGGAUCGUAUCCGCCGAGCCUGUGCUUAUCACAAUAAUCAAGGAGAAAGGAAGUAUCCUGAAUGGCAAAAUGCUGACAAAUACAGCCCUUCGUUCAAUAAGAGCCCCCAGUCUAACAGUCCUGUGCUUCUCUCCCAGCAACAAUUUGAGAAGAAUGCCAGUCCUUCCGAGCGUAUCCUUGUAGCCAUGCGUUGGGGCCUAGUUCCAGCUUGGUUCAAGGAAGCUGACCCAUCUAAAAUGCAGUAUAAUACUUCCAAUUGUCGGAGUGAUACCAUGAUGGAGAAAUUCUGCUAUAAGGUACCUCUCUCAAAAGGCAAACGCUGUGUGGUGCUGGCCGAUGGCUACUAUGAAUGGCGACAACAUAAUGGACAAAAGCAGCCAUAUUUCAUUUAUUUUGCCCAAACUGAGCAGGAAAUGUUCACCAAACCAGAUAUGGAAGAUGAGGUCGAAGAUUCAAAAGGCAGGAAACUGCUUACCAUGGCUGGGAUUUUUGACUGCUGGGAGCCCCAGAAUGGAGAACCAUUGUACAGUUACAGUAUCAUCACAGUAGAUGCAUCUGAAUGUGUAAGAUCCAUCCAUCACAGAAUGCCAGCUAUUCUGGAUGGGGAUGAAGCAGUUAGAAAAUGGCUGGACUUUGCAGAAGUACCCACAGAAGAAGCACUUCACCUUAUCCAGCCCACAGAAAACAUCGCCUUCCAUCCUGUAUCAACAAUAGUGAACAAUUCCAGAAAUAAUUCAUUAGAAUGCAUUUUACCCAUUGAAUUGGAUCUCAAGAAGAAUACCAAGAUUAAUGCAAGCAGCACAGUAAUGCUGAACUGGUUAAAAAAUAAAGGCCCCAAGAAAGAUGACAAGGAUGAAGACAAUUUACCAAAGUGGUCCAGCCAGUUCAUCCAGACACCACCAUGUAAAAAAACUAGCAUGGACUUAAUGCAUCAGUGGCUCAAAAAAGAUGGAGAACCUUCUGCAAAGCAACUGAAAAAGCAGUGAUAAAUUUGGUUAUAUUGCUUAUUACUAAGCUUAGCCAAAUAGGGUCUUAUGUAUUGAGUUAUUGCAUUAUUUAAGUCUCCCGAUUUAGAUUAUAAUGCAGGUAUAAUCUAUAAAUAGUUUAUAAGACUUCAGAUGUGCUUCCUUCCUGAUGCUGAGUAGAUGAGCUUUGACAUUUAAUACUUAGGUUUUUUUGUCUGAAACAAAUAGGGUAUAGAUGCAGCAUUGACUUGACCUUGCCAAUUUUGAAAAGGCAAUAGCGUUCCAAAAUAUGUAAGAAGCAAAAGAUUUAAUGUUAUUUAUUUUUCUCCUCCAAGGACACAAGCAGAGAUUUGGUUUGUCAUGGUUACCAUCAUAGUAUUUGUUCAAUUCACUUUGUGGAUUGCUUCAUCUUUUAUGGGAAAAAAUAGGUCACUGUUAAGGCUAGAGAUUUGUUGUUGCUGCAUAGUGAGAAUGAUCAUUUACUUUAUACUGAAACCAGCUCAAAUUUUUGCCCUUUUUUAUCUGUUUUGAAAGAAGUAGAAUGUCAUCUGCAAGCAAUAUACAAAUACAAAUUCCUAUGGGUUGGGAAGCUAUUCCAAAAGGAUCUUGUUUCACUAUUUUGGAUUUACUGCACAUUCCAAACCUUUGGUAGAAUUGUUUAAUAAAUUCAUCAAAGUUAUAAUGAUGAUCAGGCCAUCACUAUAGCCAGUAUUUUGAGUAAGUGGUAAGAGAAUAGCAAGGAAGAGAGAAAGAACUUUAAUCUUGUUUUUUGGGAGAGUGAAGAUAAGAAGCAGCAGUGUUAGUUGGCUGUAUUAAUUAUAACUGGAUAUUUAGUUAAAAAAAAAGCAAGAUUGUAAACUAAAGCUUUAGAGAUAAAGACAAAAUGUUAGCUGCUUACAAUGAGUCAUGCUGGACUCAAGGCAAAGUGUUGCGGUUCAGCCUAAGAGACAUCAGGACCACUAUUGUCAAAGGACAGCUGGGUGGUUAAAAUGGUAUUUCAGAAGAUAAAUCCACCUUUAUGCAUAAGAUCAACUUAUUUCACUCACAAAAAGCUGGAAUAUACAAAGUCUGAAUAGGGCUGAAAUUCAUGCAGAUGUAUAUUCUUCACAAAAUUCUGGGCUAGAGAGAGGGAAGAGCAUUUAAUUUUUUUUAAAAAAAGAUACUUGGUUACAUGAUCAUUCAUUUUAUUAGAUAUGCAGAAAAAUAGUUGGGCUCCAAUUAUUCAAAGUUCCUCUGAAAUGCAUGAAAUAUUGUUCACUAGAAAUAAGGCAGGGUAUUGGGGUAUUUUUAAAGGUUUUAAUACAUAGACAAUGCUGGUAGUAUAAAUAAAGAUUUUG